AUGGAGCACAACGCGGAUCGUGAUGAGAUUGUCUCUCAAUUCUGCGCCAUGACUAGGACGGAUCCUCACGAGGCGCAAGGCUAUCUCGCAGCCAACGAGUGGGACCUCGAAGCCGCAGUGACCGAAUUCUUCGCCGAACAAGAUGAAGCUUCACAGGAUACUGGCCGUUCGCUUGGUGGCAGCUCCUCUCAUUCCCCCUCCACUACCCCGCAGCCCUCGUCCCGCAGGUCGGCCCCGAAAAAGAAGUUUGCAACCCUGAACGACUUUGCGUCGGGUGGAGGAGAAUCUUCAGAGGAGGACGAUGCAGUGAACCAGGACUUCUUCGCUGGAGGUGAGAAGUCGGGCUUGGCUGUGCAGAACCCCGAUGAUAUCAAGAAGAAGAUCAUUGAAAAGGCCAAAAGGGCUCAGCCUCCGCCAUUGGACGAACCUACCAGAAGGUCUUUCUUCACCGGCACAGCACGUACCCUUGGUGGUGAUGAGGCUCCCAGCAGGGUAAUCGAAGCCCCCAGUGCACCUGUUUCGCAGACACCGCAGCGCGUACAUAGAACCCUACACUUCUGGUCAGAUGGCUUCUCUGUUGAUGACGGAGAGCUGUUUAACUCCGACGACCCCGCCAACCGCGAAAUCCUCGAGGGUAUCCGCCAGGGCCGUGCCCCGCUCUCCAUCAUGAAUGUGCAGGCUGGCCAGGAGGUGGACGUGGAGAUCAAACAGCACGACGAGAAAUACGUGAAGCCCAAGCCUAAGUACAAGCCCUUUUCCGGGGCUGGACAGCGCCUCGGCAGCCCCACGCCUGGUGUGAGGGCACCUACGCCAGCAGCAGCUCCUACUCCCAGUCAGUCUACCGAGCCAGCCAAGCCGGACGUAGAUGAGUCGCAGCCGAUAGUGACUCUUCAGAUCCGCCUUGGAGACGGCUCACGGCUCACUUCCCGGUUCAACACCACCCAUACCAUUGGUGACGUGUACCAGUUUGUGUCCGCUGCCAGCCCCAGUAGUCAGUCGCGUCCCUGGGUAUUGAUGACUACGUUCCCUAGCAAGGAUCUUUCUGACAAGAGUGUUGUGCUGGGUGAUAUGGCGGAGUUUAAGCGGGGCGGCGUGGUGGUACAGAAAGCGGAUACUCAAGAUGCCUCUCGACGGGGUGAAGAAUGUUGUGCUGCUAAUUCCCAGGUCCUCUCGGGCAAAGGCGGCGUCGGCAAAUCCAGCGUAACCCUGCAACUCGCCCUCGCGCUCACCCUGCAAGGCAAAUCCGUUGGUAUCCUGGACAUCGAUCUCACCGGCCCUUCAAUCCCACGACUAGUCGGUCUCGAAGACGCAAAAAUUACCCAAGCGCCAGGCGGUUGGCUUCCUGUUCCUGUUCACCCUUCCACUAUCACCACCACACCCAAUGCCUCCUCCACCUCACAACCAGAUACAACAACAACGGCAACAGAAACAGAAGGUGGAAGCGCCAUAAAACACGGCUCUCUCCGCUGCAUGUCCCUCGGCUUCCUUUUACGUUCACGGUCCGAUGCCGUAAUCUGGCGCGGGCCCAAAAAGACAGCCAUGAUCCGCCAAUUCCUCUCCGAUGUGCUGUGGAAUGAAACCGAUUACUUGCUUAUUGAUACGCCUCCCGGAACUAGUGAUGAGCAUAUUGCUCUUGCGGAGCAGCUCUUGACGCUUUGUACGAUCGAUGCUUCCUCUGCAACUGGAAUGCCUCGACUGGCUGGUGCGGUACUGGUAACUACACCACAGGCGGUAGCGACGUCUGAUGUACGGAAGGAGGUGAAUUUCUGCGUUAAGACGAGGAUUCCGAUGCUGGGGGUGGUGGAGAAUAUGUCUGGUUAUACGUGUCCGUGCUGUGGGGAGGUGACGAACCUGUUCUCGAGUGGUGGGGGGCAGGUUCUGGCAGAAGAGAUGGGUGUAAGGUUUUUGGGAAAGGUGCCCGUUGACGUUGGGUUUGGGGAGUUGGUGGAGGGGAAGAUUGGUGGGGAGGAGGAUAGUGAGGAUGAGGAUGAGGAUACUAAUGGGGAGAAGAAGGAGGAAGAAGAGAAGGAUGAGAGGCCGCUAGUGGAGAGGUAUCGGGAAUGUUGGUCGUAUGCGCGGUUCGAGGAGUUUUCGAAGACGUUGAUUGCGGAGAUUGAGGGGCAAUGA
Messenger RNA from Aspergillus welwitschiae, 2127 nucleotides. RefSeq names its product Mrp/NBP35 ATP-binding protein. Gene Ontology annotation, molecular function: 4 iron, 4 sulfur cluster binding; ATP-dependent FeS chaperone activity; ATP binding. The record is from RefSeq and is a predicted model, not a curated record. Lineage: Eukaryota; Fungi; Ascomycota; Eurotiomycetes; Eurotiales; Aspergillaceae. Bases 1 to 2127 code for a protein of 708 amino acids. Gene Ontology annotation, biological process: iron-sulfur cluster assembly. The transcript has 6 exons. Gene Ontology annotation, cellular component: cytosol.